CACCCUACCCUACACGCUGAGACAGAGUGCAUCCUCUCUCCGGCGUUGAUUGGUUGACGCGUUGCUUGGACACGGUCAAACAAAGGGCAUGAAUGAGGGAGAAUAAACAUGGCAGAAUCAAUGGUUCAAUAUGGGAGAAGAAGAGGAUCCAGUCCGAUGGUGUCUUCAGAUGGGGACUGCCAUGGGACUAAACCCCUGUUAGAUCUGAGACAGGUCACUGUGUUGCCCAGAGAGGAAUACUUGAAAAUUAAAGAAUCGUUAAAUCAUCAAAGUAAUCACAAGAAGAGGAUUGAAGAAGCAGCAAAACAAAGAGAGGCGAUGCAUCAGCAGUCCAAGGAAGUGGUGAAACUAUGGUCCAAUACCAUCGUGGGACAACGGCAAAAGAAAAUCGAGGCCAAGAAGAUCCGAGAGGAGCUGGAAGAGGAGCAGCGCAAGGCCAGGGACCUGGAGGAGGCCAGGUACCAGGAGCAGUUGAGGAAGGAGGCCAUCGCAAGAGCCAAGGCCCAGCUGUACUACCAGACCCAACAGGUCAAGGGCUUCCAUAGUGCUCUCCUACUGACCGAGGUGCUGAAGGAGAGAGAGGCCCAGCUCGAGCUGAAGCGCAGAAUCGAGAGCUCCUCCAAAGAUCGGGACCGGGAGGUGCUCGACAAGAUCAAGUCCCGGGAGGACGAGGCCUUGGAACGAGAGAAGCAGAAAGCCGUCCAGAAGAAGCUCAACACCCAGGCAGUGGCGGAGGACCUGAGAACACAGAUGAGGAACGUCGAGUUGGCCAGAGCUCGGGAGAAGCUGGAGAACGUGAAGGAGGGAGAGGAGAUCCAACGCCUUCGCCAGCUGCACCUCAGGGAGCAGAGUGCGACGAGACAAAGACAGGAGGAGCGGAAGAAGAGCACCAUGCAGGCUCACCUGGAGCACAUCUCUAACCGAGACGUGGUGAGAGGCAUCGAUGAACGGAAGCGGGCGCUGGAAGAGGAGCAGAGGGAGCUUUUCCUCGCCACCAAGAAGAAGAUGGGGGUUUUAAGGAAGGAGAAAGAGGCGGAGUUGUUCAGAGAGGCCCAGAUUCUCAAGGACAUGAUUAGGAACAAGCUGACCGCCACCCAGCAGGAGAAGACGGACCACGAGGACGAGUGCAUCGCCAGGGCCAUCGCCGAACAGGAGGCCAGAGAGGCCCUGAGACGCAACGCUGACGAGGAGAGGAAGGCAGCGAUGCAGAAGAGCAUCUCCGAACACAGAGAGACCCUGCGGCUGGAACAAGAGCAGAAGGAGAUGAUUGCACGUCAGAAAGCCCUGGAGGUGCAGCAGGCCAAAGAGGAGACCGCCAGAAUCUUCCUGGAGAAGCAACAGCAGAAGGCCCAAAAAGCCAAGGAAGAGGGGAGAUUUCUACAAGAUCACUACGUCCAGCAAAUGGCGGCGAAACAGGUCCGACACAAGCAAAAGAAAACGGAGCAACGGGAGUCUCUGGUGAAGAACACGGAGCUCAUCGUGGCAGAGGGGCAGCAGUUCCAGCAGUACGCGUCGCAGGUGAUCCGUGAAGCGGCGGUGGGCCAGCGGAACCUCCUCCCGCUCCACAAGGCCGCCAGAGAGGGGCUCGGCGGAGGCCUGGGGCCCGUCUUCGGCGGUGCGCAGCCGAGCUACCUCGUUCAAGACGACAGCGGCGUGGAGAUGCCGCGGUACGUGUGCGGUACGACCCAGAACGUCAAGGAGCUCAACGAGACGACGGACAUGGAGGGAGCGAGGAAGCGGCUCGGCUUCACGUGGUGAUGGGGCGGUCGUAGUGGGCUUCAUACCCGUUACUGGGAGUUGUGGGUGGGAAACACUGAUCUGGAUUUGUUUUGAAAAGUUAAAGUCUCGGUGCUGAAACAAAGUUUGUUGAUUCAUGUAUAAAGUGGUUGGUAUGGUUAAUUUACCGCAUCCUCAGUUAUAUGUAUUGAAGUAAAUAACUAACUUAAAAUUGGGUGGACAUGCUCCAACUAAAAAUGUUAUGAGGAAAGACAAUAGUUUAUUUGGUACUGAGAAAUAGGUUAAUCAUUUGAUGUCAAAUAAAUACACAAUUUACAGAUUUAUACAAACUCGCUUUAUGUUGCAUGUUAUGUUGGACAGUCUCCAUUUGAAGUGAAACAACAGGUAUCUCGAACUACAAAAAAGAAAAAUCUAACGUGGAAGAUAUACAUGCAAAAAAGACCCAAAAAUGAUUUAAAAUUAAAAAGGGGAAAUAAAAAAAACAAACAGACU
Molecule: messenger RNA, 2229 nt
Organism: Gadus morhua (Atlantic cod)
Lineage: Eukaryota; Metazoa; Chordata; Actinopteri; Gadiformes; Gadidae
Gene: cfap210
Product: cilia and flagella associated protein 210
Exons: 10
Coding region: 109-1758 (549 amino acids)
Cellular component (GO): axonemal microtubule
Source: RefSeq, a predicted model, not a curated record